AUGGUUGAAAGAAAAGGUUGUGUUCGCAGAGAUCGUGGUAUGCGUGAUUUCAAUAGAUUCAUAGACCAGCAGGAGCUUAUGGAUCUGCCUAUUGCAGGGGCCAAAUACUCUUGGAGCAGCAGUGCUAACUCUCCUAAUCCUCGUCUUAGCAAGAUUGACAGGUUUCUCAUCUCGCCAGAGUGGGAAGACCAUUUUCCGUCCAUCAAUGUUUCGGCUCUCGCAAGACCUCUUUCAGAUCAUAAACCAAUUAUGCUUUCUUGUUCUUACGAAGAUUGGGGUGCUCCUCUUUUCCGUUGUGAAGCUACGUGGUUUCUGGAACCUACUCUCUUCCCUCUAAUGAAGACUUGGUGGACUUCCUUCAACUGUACAGGUUCAGCCAGUUUUGUCAUGGCAAAGAAACUGCAAUUUCUGAAGGAACAACUCAAACUUUGGAACAAAAAUGUCUUUGGGAGAAUCGACAAAAGAAAUGAGAAAAUAUUGGCAGAAAUAUCUUUACUGGAUCAAAGCGAUGAUAACAGAACCAUUUCAGUUUCGCAGACAACUAAAAGGAAUUCUCUUAGAAUGGAAUACGAGAAAACAGCUGACAUGCUUCACCUUCACUGGCUAAAUAAAUCUCGUGCUCAAUGGCUUGCGCUUGCCGUCAUAAAUGACCAUAUUGUUACUCACUGCAAGGAACAAUUCUCCAGCAACUUUGCUUCCUCCAUCUCCCUUGCUGGUAUGAACUUCAAACAACUUUCAGUUGUGGAUGCUUCUUGGCUCGAAAGACCUAUUGAGGCAGAUGAAGUUCUCCUUGCUUUGCACAAUCUUGGCCAAGAUAAAGCUGCAGGCCCCGAUGGUUUUCAAGUUAUUGUCUUCAUCAAAGGGUUGGACUUUAUGAAAUCAGACAUUAUGAAGGUUAUCAAAGAAUUUGAACGCAAUGGUUACAUUGAUUGGCGUUUAAAUCCACUUUCAUCACUUUGA
Messenger RNA from Papaver somniferum (opium poppy), 960 nucleotides. RefSeq lists its product as uncharacterized. NCBI's taxonomy places the organism in Eukaryota, Viridiplantae, Streptophyta, Magnoliopsida, Ranunculales, Papaveraceae. The transcript is spliced from 2 exons. The record is from RefSeq and is a predicted model, not a curated record. The coding region runs from base 1 to 960 and encodes 319 amino acids.